ACUGCAUAAUACAGUCGGCUAGCUGAAUCGCUCCCCCCACUAGCAUUUGUGUUUUUGGCCGGCUCUUACAAACAAGAUGUAUAAGACAUCCAAACGUUGUGUUGUUGUUGGCUGCGACUAUCCGGACAAGACACUGCAUUCAAUGCCAACUUCGGAGAAAGACAAGAAACUGUGGAUGGACUUCAUUUACAACGGGAAUGUGCCAGAAUACCAGAACAAAUGUAUGGUUGUGUGUUCGAAACAUUUUACGGCGGACUUGUUUAUUAACUUAAGUCAAGUCAAAAGUGGAUUUGCCACCAAACUAAGGCUAAAGACUGGGUCAAUUCCAACCAUCCGGAACACGAAUUCGGAAGCUGCCAGCACAUCAGAAGAUAUCAGCCAUAUACCUCGUAUAAAGGUGGAUGCUGCCUGUCAGACUGACCCCCCACCGCAGCGUUCUGUUAGGACACAGCUUUCCUGGAGGACUCUUCGUCCCUCUCGAAGUAUAGUUUUAUCUUGUUUUUUGUGGGAAAUACCAUUGUGUUACAGCUGUCCAGGCUCAAGCUUCCCACAGAAACGUUGGUGUAGGCACGAAAACUGUUCCGUUGGAAGCACCCCUGCCAGAUUUACCACCCGACCCCAUAGAGAGACCAUCAGAAAGGUCCAGUGUAGACUCUGAGGAGGAAGACGAGGAUCCAUUUGAGGGAAUCCCUACUAUGGACAUUGAUGACUCGCAGGAUCCUACCUAUGAUCCAACAGAGUCAAUAGCAGAUGACACAGAAACAACAGACAUGUUAGUUCAAGCACCAAAACCCCCCCAUAAGAUCAACACAUACAUCGUGUAUGAGACCUGCCUCAUGGAGCUUUUUGAAGUGUGUCCUGUGUGCAGGCGUGUGUGUGACGUACAAACCACAAAGAUGGGUACAUUCAUAUCAGUGCAGCAGCUCUGCCCCCAUUGUCAGUUUGCGAGACAUUGGAAUAGCCAGCCUAUUCUGGGGAGUACUCCAGCUGGAAACCUGCAGCUAUCAGCUGCAACGUACGUCAACGGGCUAUCUUUCUACAAACUUGGAAAGGUCUUCAAAGCAAUGAACAUGCAGCUCUUCAAAUACAACACCUUUCGAAGGCAUGCCAGGAUGUUCAUCGAGCCAGCGGUCGUAUCUUACUGGAAAACCUCUCAGGAAGACAUGCUGCGGAAGCUCCGUGAAGAGGAGAAGGUGGUCGUUGGUGGAGAUAUGAAGGCUGUCUCUCCAGGCACAAAGUUUGGCAGCUACACUUUGAUGGACCUCAAGAACAACAAAGUCGUUGACCUGCAGUUGGUUCAGAGCAAUGAGGUUGGCGGAAGCAAACACAUGGAGAAAGAGGGCCUGAAAAGGAGUCUGGAGUGGUUGAAGGAACGUGGUGUGACUCCGGACUGUAUUGUCACAGACCGACAUCGACAAAUUCAGGAGUUCCUCAGGGAAAGCAGCGUCACCCAGCUCUAUGAUGUCGGGCACAUAGAGAAAGGGAUUUCUAAACAACUGCUCAAGGCUGCAAAGAAGAGGGACUGCGAGCAGCUUCGAGAGUGGUUGAAGAGUAUCAGAAAGCAUAUAUACUGGACUGCAGCAACUUCCACCAGCGGGCCUGAGAGAGUGGCCAAAUGGACGUCCAUCCUGAACCACGUGCAGGGUCAUGAGGACCCCCUGUUCCCCAAAUGCCUUCAUCCACUGCCCGUAACCAGGGAUAAAGGAGAAUGGCUGGCAGCAGGAACGCAGGCCUUUCACAAGCUGGAGAAAGUGCUCUCAAACGAGAGGGUUUUGAAUGAUGUGGAGAAACUCAGCCCCCACCACCAGACUUCACCUUUGAAGGCCUUCCACAGCGCCAUCCUACGCUUUGCGCCACAAAAUGUCGUGUUUCCAUUUCUUGGAAUGUUGUGCAGAAAUGAAAGACUGUACUUGGCAGCCAUACACUAUAAUGAAAGGGCUGAACGCCCCACUUCAUCCACUGGAGACCCUCCGUAUGAACUGCAGACCCCAGAGGCCAGGGAGGGAGAGUGCAGAGCAAAAGCUAUAAAGACUGACCCCACAUUCCGUUACGUUGACAACUUAAUGGACCUCAUCUUUGAUCAAGUCUUUGUGGACCCCGCCCCAUUCACAGAGGAGGUUCUGAAGAUCCCCGUCCCAGAGGACCUGACAGGGAGGAGGUCAGCACAAAAUAUGCUACGCGGCUCAAUUUUGACAGCAUUCUGAACCCGGACGUUUUGGGAUCAAGAAACUCCCUGAGAACAACGCAGAUGCAUGACUACUCUGAUCCUGGGCCAGCUCACUAAACCUCUGUAGGCUAGAAACCUGUGACGCCUGGAAGAAUUCCAAAGGAUGUUUAGUCAAAAGCCUAUGUCACUUGUGUGAAAUGUAUGUAUAGUUACUUUGUUAUGGGUUCAGUGAAGCGUUUGUUUUUCCGAUAAAGUUUUGGAAGUUUGUAUAAAA
This is a messenger RNA of Gymnodraco acuticeps, 2441 nucleotides long. RefSeq lists its product as uncharacterized. The coding region runs from base 696 to 2204 and encodes 502 amino acids. The record is from RefSeq and is a predicted model, not a curated record. Lineage: Eukaryota; Metazoa; Chordata; Actinopteri; Perciformes; Bathydraconidae. The transcript has 11 exons.